Molecule: messenger RNA, 1339 nt
Organism: Stereum hirsutum FP-91666 SS1
Lineage: Eukaryota; Fungi; Basidiomycota; Agaricomycetes; Russulales; Stereaceae
Exons: 17
Coding region: 91-1137 (348 amino acids)
Source: RefSeq, a predicted model, not a curated record
UUCUCACGCAAAGAGCCUCCAUCCUCGACUUGGCAUAAGCAAUUGUGCUGCACUACAGCUUGUCUUUCUUCCACUCCCGUAUGCUUGAUGAUGAACGACUCGACGCUCUCCGAACAAGGCACAAUAGCCAGUCUUAUAUGGGGUCCCAUACUGGUCGGAACAUUUCUCAAUAUUCUCCUAUAUGGGGUUUUCAUCGCCCAAGUUUACAUGUAUUAUACUACAUAUCAUAGGGAUAGACUGAGCUUACGAAUUUUUAUCGCACUCCUCGUCGUUGCAGACACCCUGAAUACAGCAUUUCAGAUGGAACAGAACUAUGAUGCUAUGGUCAGCCAUUUCGGUGACGUCGGCUUCAUCCAAAAGGCGACAUGGGUGUUUCGUACCGAGCCAGCAAUGACAGCUCUCAUCGAGAUGCUGGUUCAAAUAUUCUACGCAUGGAGAAUCAAGGUCCUAAGUAGUAGUAUGUGGGCCACAUUACUCGUCCUCCUCUUUGCAAUUCUCCAGUGCUUGGCCGGUAUUGCGACUGCCGUGGCCGUGGCUUUUGUUCCGGACUUUCUUCACUUCCGUGUAUUUAAGCCAGCAGUCAUCGUAUGGCUAUCUUGUACAGCUAUAUGUGACUGUUUGAUCACUUUGAUUCUCGUUCUGUAUUUAAGAAAACACAAGACUGGUGCACAAGUUACCGAUGGACUUGUCGACAAGAUCGUUCUGCUUACUGUGCAGACCGGUGCCCUUACUUCUAUCAUCGCCACUAUCGACCUCAUUCUCUUCGUAGCGAGUCCCUCUGGCCUACAUCUAGCAUUCAACAUACCAUUAUCUAAACUAUACACCAAUGCCCUCCUAUCGAGCCUCAACGCAAGAGGGGGAUGGGCACGCGACAGUAACCACACGCCGUCCACAGCACCCAGAAGCACGGCUGAUGCUUCCUUUGGUCAUCAAAUCCGCUGGCGUCCCAUAUAUGUCGCCGAAGAACUUACGACACUGCCAGAGGAGAAUACCAAUAGAAGUUCGUACGAAGUUGCAACGUUUGACGAAAUGAACCGCCCAAGAAGCGAAUCCGUCAAGGAGGCUCAGGGUGAAAUCCAACUGUCAGCUUCGGGAGAUCGAAAGAGUAUUUCAUUCUCGCACACGCUGGAGCCUUAGGGAGAGGGUCUUAUGCUGUGGCUGUGGGUGGGAGUCGAAUGGAUCAUUCACAGCAGUAAACGUUCAGACUUUGGCACCGAUUUCUUGUUUCCCCGUCAGACGCCUAUGUCGGCUCAUAAACAUGUAGAAAAUGGACUUCUAACAUACGCAGUGUAAUAUAUCAUACAUACAGUAGCCUGAGUUCUAUUCGCCAGGCCGAAAG